AUGUUCAACAAUGUCUUCUAUACACUCUCUCAACAUCUUUACCUUCGCCUUCACCUUCACCUCUGUGACGAUUCAUGCAUUCAUCUUUCUCUUAUGCGAGAUGUAAAGUGGCGCUGCAUGCCUUCCUCAUCAUGGGAAGAGUCUGCAGCAGAGGCUAAGAUUGAGGAAAGAAAGCAAGGAAAAACAAUAGGUUACAGCAGCAGAGUGAAAGCAAACAUCAUUCGCAUGUAA
This is a messenger RNA of Sphenostylis stenocarpa, 231 nucleotides long. NCBI's taxonomy places the organism in Eukaryota, Viridiplantae, Streptophyta, Magnoliopsida, Fabales, Fabaceae. The record is from the annotation of a GenBank genome assembly.